CCCCCUUCUCCCCGCGACUGCGCCGGUGCGCCGGGGCACCGACGGACGAGCCGCACAUCACCGAGACGCUCGCCCCUCCAGUCGGCAAUCCCGCAGCCCGCCGCCAUGGCCCUCAACGUCCCCGGCGUGGCCGUCAUGGUGCUGUUCUACCUGCUGGUGCUCGGCAUCGGCAUCUGGGCCUCGUUCAAGUCCAAGAGGGAAGCCAAGAAGUGCCACGGGGAUAAGACCGAGAUGGCUCUGCUGGGGAACCGGGGCAUCAACCUGGUGGUCGGCAUCUUCACCAUGACAGCUACGUGGGUCGGAGGCGGAUUCAUCGUGGGCACCGCGGAGGCGGUCUACAACCCGUCCAUGGGGCUCAUCUGGGCCGUGAUGCCCAUCGCAGCGACCAUGUGCUUCAUCAUCGGCGGCCUGUUCUUCGCCGAGCCGAUGAGGGACAACAAGUACGUGACCAUGAUGGACCCGUUCCAGAUCAAGUACGGGAAAGUGCCCACGGCCGCGCUGUCCCUGGCCUCGCUCAUAUCGGAGAUCAUGUGGGUGACGGGGACGCUCAUCGGGUUGGGUGUGACUAUGAGCGUGAUCCUGAAUUUGUCCUACAAUGUGAGCAUCUGGAUCUCGGCGGCUGUGGCCAUCACCUACACCCUGAUGGGGGGGCUCUACUCGGUGGCCUACACGGACAUCAUCCAGCUCAUCCUCAUCUUCAUCAGCCUGUGGCUGUGCGUCCCGUUCGCCAUGAUGGGCCCCGCUGUGGUGGACAUCACCGAGACGGCCUACAACUCCACCUUCCAGUCCCCGUGGGUGGGCACCCUGGGGGCCGACAGGGCCUGGAUGUGGAUCGACAACUUCCUGCUUCUGGGUUUGGGGAACCUGGGCCUUCAGAACUUCCACCAGAGGACGCUGUCAGCCGCCUCCUCGUCCACGGCCAAGAUCACCUGCUUCGCCGCCGCGUUCAUCGUCCCCACGCUGGGCAUCCCGCCCAUUCUCAUCGGGGCGGUGGCUGCGUCGACAAACUGGAACAUGACCUCCUACGGCUCUCCGUCGCCGUACGACCGCGGCGAGACGGGCCUCAUCCUGCCCAUCGUGCUGCAGCACCUCACCCCCACCUACGUCUCCAUCAUCGGCAUCGGGGCGGUGGCCGCCGCCGUGAUGUCGUCCACCGACUCCGCCCUGCUGUCCGCCGCCUCCAUCUUCACGGCGAACAUCUACCGGAACAUCUUGAGGCCGCAGGCGUCGGACUCUGAGAUCCAGUGGGUGAUCCGGCUGUCGGUGGUGGUCGUGGGCCUCGCCGGGACGUCCCUCACCUUCCUGGACAACAGCGUCCUGAUGAUCUGGAUGCUGCGGUCGGACCUGACCUACACCCUCAUGCUGCCGCAGCUCGUCUGCGUGCUCUUCUUCGACGUCUCCAACGGCUACGGCGCCGUGCUGGGCUGCUUCGUGGGCCUGCUGCUGCGGGCGCUGUGCGGGGAGCCGCUGAUCGGGCUGGAGCCGCUCCUCAAGUUCCCGGGCUGCGUCCUGGUGAACGGCGUUUGGAUCCAGCGCUCCCCGAUCAGGACCAUUUGCAUGCUCUCCGCCCUGGGCUCCAUCCUGCUCUUCUCCUACCUGGCGUCCGCGCUCUUCGGCAGAGGCCUGAUCCCCGAGCGGUGGGACGUUUUCGAGGUGACGGCCCGGGACUCGAAACAGUCGCAGCGCUGCGACGCCGUCUCGGAGACGAAGGCGGCGAAAGAGCCCAACGAGGACAAUGACGCGUGCGAACCCAUGUUAGAAUCGAGGUGUUGAGUAAGAAGGAUCGCUUAUUUUACUUCUUUUUUUUUACAUUAUGCAUCAGCGAGGACUGGUGCAUGAACAGAUGUUUGCAAUGUGUAACGACAUAGUUUUAACGAUUCAAUAUAUUUUGAUUAUUUUUUUCUUUUGUAUACUUUUAUAUACAACAUUAAUGGAAAAAAAAAACGUCACACCGAUGCUCUUUGUUAUUAUAAGGGCUCAGCUUUGUUUUUCAUCCAUGGGAACAAACAACCCGCUACCUGACUAGUAAAGGUUUCAUAGCUGUUUCACUGCUUUUCCAGCGUUAUUUUACAGAUCAGCUUCUGUCGAUUGGACCAUCGUUUCUUAUGCGGAAGGACUGUUUAAGCCCCUCUCAAAGCUCCAGGAUAUUACACACGAUUCAGUAGGAGUCCGUCAAAGGAAAGGAAAUCUUCUCCCGGCAGAGCUGUGGAACACACAAACGUUGACGUUGGCUUUUAGUACACUUUUUUUUUAGUUUGCACGGUUACCUUGUAAGAAAAUAUCCGAUUUGUUGUUGGCAUGCACUCAAUGUAAAAAGACCUCUGGGAUAAUCUAUGCUUUGAAAGGUAAUUUUAUAUCUGACCCCACAAAAGUCUUCAUUUCACAAGCUUUCCACAGCAAAGUAUUGUUACUAUUUAAACCAAAGUACGACCAGGGGUUAAUUCUGCCGACAUACAGCACCGAGAGAAUGGGGGCAACAACAAGCCAUUAAAGCCAACAGAUUUAAUUACGGUUUACUCAGGGUUGAGCAAAACAGAUUAGAUGGAAGCAAAGGGGAUUUUUAUGUAAUCGUUUCAUUUCAGAAGUUUAAAAUAAACCUUGUUCUCUU
Molecule: messenger RNA, 2608 nt
Organism: Pungitius pungitius (ninespine stickleback)
Lineage: Eukaryota; Metazoa; Chordata; Actinopteri; Perciformes; Gasterosteidae
Product: high-affinity choline transporter 1-like
Exons: 8
Coding region: 106-1773 (555 amino acids)
Biological process (GO): acetylcholine biosynthetic process; choline transport; transmembrane transport
Cellular component (GO): plasma membrane
Molecular function (GO): choline:sodium symporter activity
Source: RefSeq, a predicted model, not a curated record